GUACCCCCAUGUGUGUGUAUGUGAGACUACACCCAUGUGUGUGCAGGUGCCUAUGGUGUCCAGAGAGGCCUCAGAUCCCCUGGACCUGGAGCUGCAGGCUGUUUUAAGCUGCCUGACGUGAGCAAUUGCCCUUAACCCGAGUCGUCUUUCCAGCCGCUUUUUACACCUUGUUAUUUUGGCAUGAGAUAGGAGUUCCAUUUUCCCCACUAAUGAACUGCGCUCCUGUGGGGAGGAGUGGACUUGGACUCUGGUCUUGGAAGUGGCAGUGUGACUGAGUGGAGCGAGCCUCUUUGAACUGUUGCUUCCUUCCCGUUGCGGUGUCUGAGGGAAGCAGUCAAGACCUGGGUCUCUGCUGCAGGCUCGCAGUGACUGGUGACGGACAGCUGGCACCUACGUCUCCUCCCCAUUCUAACGGAUGCCUUGUUUUCAAGAGGCAGACACUGUCACUCACUCUAACGAGACCCGGAAGAGGAAGCUCUUUUUCAUGUGGAAAGCUCCUGCCCAACCUGUGGGGAUUAUUUUGUUUCUGCUAUCAGCCAUCAAGUCGUAUUUUGUUUACUGGGCCAGGGUCAAACCAUGUGUUGUGUCUCAACAGACACAUAGUGGAGUCCACUCUGCCAGCGUCCACCGUGUGGAGCCAGGAUCACCAGCAGCAGCCCCUGGCAGAGGCCAGCCACACGCUGCUGAAGGAACUGCCGGGUACUGCUUGCCAGUUGCUCACAAGCCCGCCUGUCAUCAUCAUUUCCAAGUGCUCUCUUUGGACCUAGGUGGGGGCCAUGGUAGGGAACGGUCCAUCGGUCGCUGUAGCCCCUUCACAAUGGUCAUUAAGAAUGCACAAGUCCAGAAAGCCCAAGCACAGGGAAUACCGAGUGGAGGCGGCGGCUGCCCAGGGUGUUAUGGGAUACUGUUGAGGAAGUCCUGUGUCAAUAAAGCACUGCGGACCAACCUAAGGCCUGGAGAGAAGCUCCAGAGAGUCGCUGCCCACCUGGAGACCCAGCUCAGGACUCCUCAGCUACUGAUUCUGAUCUGCCUGUGGGCCACCCUGGGCGUGGCCCUGGCUGCUGGCCUUGGCUGUCUCUGUUGGCAGUAUUGGCACAUGUGGACAGAAGAGUCCUUCGGGGAACCUACCACAGACGCCGCUGCCGGGAGUGAUGAAACGGAGAGUUCAUGCCAAGAAGACAGGUGAACGCCUGCGUCUUGGCUCACGUGGAGCCCAGCUGAACCUCUUUCUGCAGGUGACAAGAAAACUGUCCUCUGAAGAGACUCUUGGGCUGGGCCCCUCAGUGGCUCAGCAGAGUGUGUUAGUCACAGCCGAGCUCCUAGGAAUUCCCGGUGAGGCCGGGGUGCACUGUACCUCCUGUCAGGAAGGAAAGGGUAGGCUAUCAGCGGAGGGCUCCUCGUCAGGGCUGUUGUCUUUGUGUCUGUGAUUUUGCUCCUUUUUUCCCAUCUUGCAAUUAGGUGUUCUGUUUGAAGAGUUAAACUCAACACAAUGAAUAUUGUAUAACCUGCUCAUUAACUAGACUCCUGUGGCCGGGGAGCUUCCUCCGUUGCCUUAAGGAACCUGCAGAAAUAGACAUUCUCUCCUCCGUGGUGUCUGAGACUCAUCUCUAACCCUUUGAAAGAAUUGUGUUGGGGCUUAGCUCUUGCAAGAAAGAAGGAGCUACACCCCUCGCUGCGCCCCUCUGAACCACCCAGAAAGGAGUGCUCGUUUCAAAGCCAGAGUUCCAGAACUAGUUGGAGGUCUGACUGGGUGGGGCGGGUGCAGGUGAGGGCGGGCUGUCUGCCUGAAGCAGGGGGCCUGUGGGAGCGGCCCGGAGCGAGCACAGCUUUAGAGCGCGCGAUGGAGUGCACUUGGGGGUGCGUCCAUGCGCGCAAGGCUGUGAGCCCGAGUGGAACAAGAUGUCUUUCCAUCAGGUGCAAUGGGUGUGUGUCUUCCCAUCCUCUACACUUGAUGAAGGACUUGGGUUUUCCAGCAGCUUCCGGCCAUGCUGCCUGCCCUUUGCCAAAGGUGAAGCUAAACUCAACCUGCCAGCUUGAAGAACAGCUGUUCCCUGGUUCAUCGGAGAAUGUCAGGAAGAAAACGUGAUGGGUGAAGACGACUUGUUCUCCUAACUCUGUGAAGUUCAUUUGGUUUGGCAAGGGCUGUGCAGGUACAGCAUGAUACCAAACAACAGCUUCAAGAUCACAUACACUGGUACCCGUGUGUGAGAACAAAUUGGGAUUGUCUGCCCUGCCAGAGAUAAACCCGUUGCAGAGUGACCAUCUGCAUUAAUACGGAGACAUAAACCACACCAGCGGGUGGAUAUUUACGGGGACAGAAACUUGGUGGUGUUGCCCUUGGCGCUCCUAUACCAUGGAGGGGAGAGGCUCAGCAGUUCUAAGAACACUCGCUCACUGUGCCCUUUCACCUGUGUAAAUUGG
Molecule: messenger RNA, 2421 nt
Organism: Mesocricetus auratus (golden hamster)
Lineage: Eukaryota; Metazoa; Chordata; Mammalia; Rodentia; Cricetidae
Gene: Reeld1
Product: reeler domain containing 1
Source: RefSeq, a predicted model, not a curated record